AUGCAGCAAAUGGGGAUUAUCGGCAUAGCUUUCGCCGGCGUGUGUACGGCCCUCUCCGCGAAGUGUGUAAUCGAGUUAAACGUAGGCGAGGAUGUCGGUAUCGCAGUGACCAUCGUCUCACCGAAACCAAAACUAAUCGCAUCGAAUUUCGAGGAGCAUCUGCUCAGUCUUGCCUCGCUUCCAUCUAGCCCAGCUCGCAAUGCAGUUGUGGUUGGAGGCUGCGGAUUCACGAGAACUGAAAUCGCGGCAGAACUUCCUAGUUGUCUACGGUCAAUUCUCAGUGUUCCGGACGUGCGCCCCGUCAUCGUCGAACAGGCGAAUCAGAUUGAUCGCGAAUUGGGCUCAAAUCCGCGAACGGUCAUCCUCUGUGGCCUGAAGAAGCAAGACGUGGAAAUGAACCUUGGAUCCGCAGUUGCGUCUGUGGGCAAGAGGCGUCGUGAUUGCCACCGGCGAGCGUAUCCAAACCUUCACCGUUCUUUGGACAGCUGGACUAGAAGCAGCCUCCUUGAUGCAGCAGAUAUCAGGCGCGAAAGACAAUCUCAAUCGCGUCGUGGGUACUUGGUGCUGCCGAUCCUGACGGUAAAGGAUCUAAUCUAG
Molecule: messenger RNA, 597 nt
Organism: Aspergillus chevalieri
Lineage: Eukaryota; Fungi; Ascomycota; Eurotiomycetes; Eurotiales; Aspergillaceae
Exons: 2
Coding region: 1-597 (198 amino acids)
Source: RefSeq, a predicted model, not a curated record